AUGAAGUUCAGUCUUUCUUCUCUCGCGCUAGCUAGUCUAGCUGCCUCUACUCCCCUUGGUCUACAGGAGCGACAGCUUGGCGGCGGUGGCAAUGAACUCCGCGAAGGAUCCUGCAAGCCCAUCACCUUCAUUUUCGCCCGUGCUUCCACCGAGCCCGGUUUGCUCGGAAUCUCCACCGGUCCCGCUGUCUGCAACGACCUCAAGAUGGCCAAGGCCGGCCAAGUCGCCUGUCAAGGCGUGGGACCCAAAUACACCGCCGACCUGAUGUCCAACGCGUUGCCCGACAACACCUCCCCCGCGGCCAUCGAGGAGGCCGUCGGACUCUUCAAACAAGCCGCAUCCAAGUGCCCAGACACCCAGAUCGUCGCAGGUGGCUACAGCCAAGGCACAGCCGUCAUGGACGACUCGAUCAAGAAGCUCCCCGACGACGUGAAGGACAAGAUCAAGGGUGUGGUUCUCUUCGGAUACACCCGUAACGCCCAAGAGCACGGCCAGAUCGGCGACUUCCCCAAGGACAAAGUCAAGAUCUACUGCGCCACGGGCGACAUGGUCUGCGACGGAACCCUCAUCGUCGGCCCUGCCCAUUUCACCUACGUCGCGAACACCGGGGACGCGAGUAAGUGGCUCGAGGGCAAGCUGGACUCGUCCAGCUCCAGCUCCUCGUCCUCGGGUUCCGGCUCCGGCUCGUCCGGCUCGUCGACUUCGUCCGGUGCUUCGGCCUCUCAGUCUGCAUCGUCGGGCUCCGGUUCGUCCGGCUCUUCCGGUGGCUUGGGCUCCUUGCUCGGAGGUGGCUCUUCUGGAUCUUCGGACUCCGGGUCUUCCGGUGGUCUGGGUUCUUUGCUCGGAGGUGGCUCUUCUAGUGGCUCUUCGGGAUCUAGCGAUGAUGAUUCUUCUUCCUCGGGAUCUUCGGGCUCUUCCGGUGGUCUUGGUUCUUUGUUUGGUAUGUAA
This is a messenger RNA of Aspergillus affinis, 948 nucleotides long. RefSeq names its product cutinase family protein. Bases 1 to 948 code for a protein of 315 amino acids. Gene Ontology annotation, cellular component: extracellular region. Gene Ontology annotation, molecular function: cutinase activity. The transcript has 3 exons. Lineage: Eukaryota; Fungi; Ascomycota; Eurotiomycetes; Eurotiales; Aspergillaceae. The record is from RefSeq and is a predicted model, not a curated record. Gene Ontology annotation, biological process: carbohydrate catabolic process.